Sciurus carolinensis (gray squirrel) is the source of this 9053-nucleotide messenger RNA. It is a transcript of the gene Acot9, whose product is annotated as acyl-CoA thioesterase 9. Bases 173 to 1522 code for a protein of 449 amino acids. NCBI's taxonomy places the organism in Eukaryota, Metazoa, Chordata, Mammalia, Rodentia, Sciuridae. The transcript is spliced from 16 exons. Gene Ontology annotation, cellular component: mitochondrion. The record is from RefSeq and is a predicted model, not a curated record. Gene Ontology annotation, molecular function: fatty acyl-CoA hydrolase activity. Gene Ontology annotation, biological process: acyl-CoA metabolic process.
GGCCCCGCCCCCAGCCUGUCUUGCUGCCAGGGCGCAGUCCUGAGUACCGAGAUUUCGCCUGGUGCUUGCACCCACUCGCGCACCCACACUCUUGCACUUGUGUCGCUUCAGUUGCUCCUUGCCGACCAGUACGCGGGGCUUGGUUCUCUAUCCGAUUGCAAAGCGGCCAAGCAUGAUGAGGCGGGCAGCACUGCGGCUUUGUGCCUUGAGCAAAGGGCUGCUUAUUCCUGGCAGAGGACUGACUCAAGGAUCCCAGGACCCUGGGAAACAGGGAAUCUUCCACAUUCAUGAAGCACGUUCACCUGUACAUGUGAAUCAUGUUCGAGAUAAGCUGCGGGAGAUAGUAGGAGCAUCUACAAAUUGGAGAGACCAUGUGAGAGCUAUGGAGGAAAGGAAGUUACUUCAUAGUUUUUUGGCUAAGUCACAGGAAGAACUACCACCUAGGAGAAUGAAGGACAGUUAUAUUGAAGUUCUCUUACCUUUGGGUAGUGAACCUGAAUUACGAGAGAAAUAUUUGACUGUUCAAAACACUGUAAGAUUUGGGAGAAUUCUUGAGGAUCUUGACAGCUUAGGAGUUCUUGUUUGCUACAUGCACACCAAAAAUGAUUCAUCUAAGAUGUCUCCUUUAUCUAUAGUUACAGCCUUGGUGGACAAGAUUGAUAUGUGUAAGAAGAACUUAAGCCCAGAGCAGGAUAUUAAAUUCAGUGGCCAUGUUAGCUGGGUUGGAAAGUCAUCCAUGGAAGUGAAGAUGCAAAUGUUCCAGUUGAAUGGUGAUGAAUUUUGGCCUGUUUUGGAUGCAACAUUUGUAAUGGUGGCUCGUGAUUCUGAAAAUAAAGGGCCGGCAUUUGUAAAUCCGCUAAUCCCUGAAAGCAUGGAGGAGGAAGAGCUCUUUAAACAAGGAGAAUUGAAUAAGGGGAGAAGGAUUGCUUUCAGUUCCACUUCAUUACUCAAAAUGGCUCCCAGUGCUGAGGAGAGGACCACCAUACAUGAGAUGUUUCUUAGCACACUGGAUCCAAAGACUAUAAGUUUUCACAGUCGAGUUUUGCCUCCUAAUGCAGUGUGGAUGGAGAAUACAAAACUGAAGAGCUUGGAAAUUUGCCACCCUCAGGAACGGAACAUUUUCAAUCGGAUCUUUGGUGGUUUCCUUAUGAGGAAAGCAUAUGAACUUGCAUGGGCUACAGCUUGUAGCUUUGGUGGUUCCCGACCAUUUGUGGUAGCAGUGGAUGAUAUCAUGUUUCAAAAACCUGUUGAUGUUGGCUCAUUGCUCUUUCUUUCUUCACAGGUGUGCUUUACUCAGAACAAUUACAUUCAAGUCAGAGUACAUAGUGAAGUGGCCUCUCUUCAGAAAAAAGAGCAUAUGACCACCAAUGUCUUUCAUUUUACAUUCAUGUCGGAAAAAGAAGUGCCCUUGGUUUAUCCUAAAACAUAUGGAGAGUCCAUGUUGUAUUUAGAUGGGCAGCGGCAUUUCAGCUCCAUGAGUGUCCCUGUGAGCUUGAGAAAAGACAACCGUGUGGAACCCUAGGAAAACCUCACUUGUUGCAAACCAGCACUCCACCUGCAGUGACAUAGUGCCUAAUGAAAGCCAAUCAAGUGUAUUGGGUUUUAGCAUUGCUUCUUAUCCUUCAUAGACAAGGAGAAUGUAUUCAGCUUUUAGGAUAUUCAGAAAAACAGAACAAGAGUGGCUGGGUGGGGCUGAGAGGAUAAAGUUAUUAAAUAAUAAAUACUUUCAAAACUGUAUUGUGAACCUACAUGUUGACCCUCCACCCCUAUCUGCUAAAGGAAUUAGGACAGAACGCCUUUAUGUACAGUUGGACACAUACUUUUCUUACAUUGCAACAAUCAAAAUAUAGUUUCCUGUCAGGGUGUAUGGUUGACAUUCUUUGAACCUGACCAGUUCCCCUAUGUCAUAUAAAACCUCAUCAACCUUACAUGAUUGUAUUUGUUUCCAUCUACUUAUCAGCUUUUUUUAGCAGAAGGUGCAUGAAAAAUUAGGGAAAAGGGGUCCAACAAAGGAUAUGGCAUCUGCAAAGACUGGUGGGAAGCUUUAGGUAGUCUAAAAUUCCACAAGGAGUUAUUUAGAGAUGGCUUAGAGGAAGAAACACAGGAGCAUUUGUUCAUUCUUUCAUUCAUUAGACAGCUAUUCAGCAUACUGUGCUAUGGGUUGGGCAGGAUAUAUCUGAUUUAAAAAUAAUAAUAGCUGCAUGUGUUUAUAGAGCACUUGCCAUGUGCUAGGUAGACACUGCCCUCAGUACUUGCAUGCAUUAGCUUAUUUAUUUCUUCCAACCAGCAUUGUGAGGCAGGUUCUGUAACUCCUUUGUAGGAUUAGGCCACUCAGAAAACUGAAGCACAGAUAGGUUAAGUAACUUCCUCAAGGUCCAACAGCUCAGACAUGAAUCAGGUAGUGUGAGUCAGGGUACUCUUGAGCAGUAUAAUGUACUGCUUUCAAGAAAUAUAGCAGCGGGGCUGGGGAGAUAGCUCAGUCGGUAAGAGUGCUUGCCUUGUAAGCACAAGGCCCUGGGUUCAAUCCCCAGCACCGCAAAAAAAAAAAAAAAAGGAAAUAUAGCAGGGGAGAUCCCAAUAUCACAGUGUCACCCAGGAAUGGGAAGGAGGGCAUUCUAAACUUUUUGUGUGUGUGCUAAGGAUCAAAACCAGGGCCUUGCAUAUGCUCUACAACUCCAGCCAGAGUUCCCAUUAAUCUGCAGCCAAGAAAGUUUAUUCCUUGAAGGGAGGGAAACAUGUAGAAGGAAAAAGGAACCUCUGAAAAUGAUGUUCCCAAGAUUAAAGCAGUCUUUGUUAUGGGUUCUAGGUUGCAAAUGUGGCUCUGACUUGGAAUUAGCUGGAGUGUUUUAAAAUGCUUUUGUAUUAGUUUAUGUAAUUUUAUUAAAAUCACAAUAUCAUGCACCUCUGGCAUAAGUAGUCCUGGGAACAAACAGUUCUCUCAGAGACACACAAUUAAACUCAAUGGGAUCAAGCCAGUGCUAUACUAUAGAAGCUUGUUUCUGCACAUUGUAAUACCAUCGAAAGAUAUACUUGGUCCUUCAGUUUAUUUUUCAUGUCUACCUGUAAAAUAGUAGAAACUGGUGAGUCUAGGUUGGCUAAUGGGGACCCUGGGAACUUUUGUGAGUAUGUUAAAUGAGCUCGGCUUUUGUGAGCUCGGCUAAGAGAUCUAAUACAUACUAUUGUAUACAUUAUGCAUCAUAUAAUUAGCCAUUUGUUGUUGUAUACUGAGGCUUUUUCUAGAACCUUGUUUUUGUUAUUAUAAACAGUGUUCCUAGGACUAUCUUAAAUAUCUAAAACAUUUGACCCCUAAAUUAUUUCUUCAGGCAAAGUGUAGAGAAGUGAACUACACAGUGAAGGCCUUGAAUAUGUAUUUUAUUUUUAAUAUUUACUUUUUCUGUGGUACUGGGGAUUGAACCCAUGGGCACUGUACUACUAAGCCACAUCCCCAGCCCUUUUUAUUUUUUAUUUUGAGACAGGGUCUUGCUAAGUCAUGUAGGGCCUCACUAGGUUGCUGAGGCUGGCUUGGAACUUGUGAUCCUCUUGCCUCAGUCUUUGGAGUUGCUGGGAAUAUAAGCAAGUGCUACCACAUCUGGCUGUAUAUGUAUUUUACAUAAGUCUCUAGAACAGUUACACAAACUCACUUAUUAGCGAUUUUUCUGAACUUUGCCAUUUUAUCUUUCCUUGCAAAAACAUCUUUUUGCUGUUUUGAGAGGUGAAAAAUGACAUUUGUUAAUUACCUUUCUUUGAAUUCUCCUGAGAUUGAACUUAAAUUGCUUAUUGUCUCUUUAUUUGUUCAAGCCAUUCUGGAUAUUAGAAUCUUAACCCAAAAUUGUUACCAUCUACCAAUGCAGGUAUAAGAACUAUGGGUUUUAAUUUUUAAUACAGAAUUUUAAGUAGAUGAGAUACAGCAAACUAUUAAGGAUAUACAACUGGUUCUGGAUUAUUAGUGUUGUCUCACUCUUUUUCAAGGAACACAAGAACUUUUUUAUUUUUAAUAAUUCUUUUAAUUUUUAGAUUCUCAACAUCUACAUAGCUAUGAGAAAACAUUUUCAUGCCCUUCCAACAAAAUGAGAAAAAGUAGCAGUACAUUCUAAUAAUCAAAACAAAACUUUUAUUACUUUCUAACAAAAAGUCAUACAUACUAAUUGGGAAAUUAAAGUUUAUCCAACCAACCUAAGUCAGGAAGGCUUCUUUGUGCACAAAUGAACAGGUAAGCAUACAUAUCCUAAAUACAUAACACCAUGGGCUAUACCAACAUUUGUAGCCCUUUUAAUUUGAGGAGUUCCACAAAUGUCUGUUAUAAAAUAUACAGUGAAAAUGCUCUUAGAAAAAAAAUUGAUUAGUAGAUUUUAGUUUGUUUUAGACAAACUUGUCUACUUUCUGUUUAUAUAUCAUAGCACCACAAUCGUUACUCAGAAUUCACUUUUUCUGAGAAAGAGAAAAACUAAAUUUUAAAUUAACACCAGAAUUCUUCACAUAUUUACCCAAUCUAUCAAAUAUGACUAUCAUAUAAUACAGUACGUGUAAUUAUGCACCAAAAAUGUAGAUCCUACCAAGUAUACAAAAAGUAACAAUUUCAAUGAUCAAAUUCAGAGAAAAAAACUUCAUGACAUAAAAACACAAAUGUAAGCUAGAACUACUUUGAGGACAUUUUAUCAUAUUUUUACAUCGAAAGGAUGGAUGAGUGGACAGCAGCAGAAGUGCUAUUAAAACUGUUUUCUGUAAGUUCAAAUUAAUGAAACAAAAGAUCAAAUAGUCUUCAAGUUAAACUUCACAAAAUGAAAACACUGCCUUCUGAUUUAACUUUCAAGAUAAGACAGGGCAAAAUGCAAGUAUCUUACUUUCUAUUUCUGUCUAUAAACAAAAGUCCAAUAUCAACAUAAAUGAUACUAUAAGGAAAUAAACAUAUGGUUGUUUCAAGUUUCACAACAUAAAACACUGUGAUAUAAUGCUCCCACAGUAAAUUUUCAUUUUUCUAUUCCAUUUUUUUUGGUGGUGUUGGGGAAAAAAAUCCAGGGCACCUUGCAAAUGCUAGGCAAGUGCUCUAGCACUGUUACACUCACAAGCAUGUAAAAAUUUUUUUUAACAAGUAAUUAAUGAAUUAAGAAUACAGAACAAGACUGAAAGAAGAUAUUUUUGUAUCCAUAAGAAUCAUCAAACUUAGUUAAUCACAGCUAUUAGCAGUACAAUAGAAUAGCUUUUUUUUUUAAAGGUAACAACAAAGCUUGUGCAUUUCCUUUGUUGCUAUGAAUUUUUGCCCUGCUGGGGAUUGAACCCAGGGCCUCAACACAUACUGGACAAGCACCCUAUCACUGAGUUACAGGUCCAACCCCUAAAACAGCUAUUAAUAACAGAAAGGACAGGGAUCCUUAUUACUCAGUUUUACAGAAACAUAUUUGUACAUUCUCUGCAAUUGCAUGGUCCUUUAAAGACAAUGCAUCUGCUUACAGAACAGAUGACAAUUUUCUAAAGCUUUAAACCACAAAUUUUAAGGACUCCAAAAGACAAGACAGCUUCAUAAUACAGCUUCAGUAAAUCAGAAACUACUUCGUCUACCCAUGCAUUACUCUGUAUAUUUCUCACACUUUUGAAAAACACUUUUCUAUAAGAAAUGAGUCCUUUCAGAUUAUAAUUACCUCUAGUAGAAUUUGUCAUUGUCCAUCUUUUUUGAACAGCUUCAAAUGGAUCUUAAAAGAAGUCUGCUGAUUUUCAUCUGUUGAAUGCUUUAUGUCAGUUUACUUUCUGAACUUACUUUUGGGCUUCUUCCUCUCUUCAUUUAGCAAGUUGGUUGAAGGCCAGGAUGCAGUUCGGAAAGGAUACUCAUCUGGGGAUCCUUUUUGCCGGUUUGGAUGAAUUUGUUCUUUAUCCACGCGCUUCUGAAGUUGUAAUGCCAACAACCUAUCCUCCUCCUCUUGUUUAUGUCUCUCAAAUAAUUGGUGCUCCAAAUUCAUUAUUUUUUGGGCAAAGUUUACUUCUGAUUCCUCUUGAUCGGAGGAAGAUUUGGGGAACAUUUCUCUUUUUGCAGAAAAGCAUGGAUUGUUGACUGCUUCAAAUGAAGAUUCCUUGUUUUCUCUUUUGGCAGUAUUUUUGCUGAUUAGUGGGGGAGACUCUUUUUCUUUCUCGACAGUGUCAUUUCCAAUUUUCUGUGUCAUAUCUGGCAUAGUGCUCCUAUUCUCUGUUUUGGUAUAAGGUUUAACUGCAGCUUCUUUUGAGUAGGAAACUCCAGGUUUAAGUCUCUCAAGCAAGACAACCAACUUUUUAUCACGCCAGUGUGGAAUUGUUUUGGCUUUUCCUUCAAGGCGCUUUUUUGUACCAGAGGCACAAAAUGGUGGCAUAGGUGACUCCAUUGAAGACUUUGCUCCUUGUUUUUUAAUUUCAAGGCCUGUUUGUGGAGAAACCGUUGGCAUGUUUUCUUCAAUUUCUUGCUGCAUAGGGCUCUUAACAUCACUGUCCGUGUUCUUGGAUACAUAGUUUUUCCUGACUUCUUGUACAGCCUCAGACUGUGAUGCUGGCUCAAAUUGAGACAGAGGUGAUAAAUACUUUUCUUCAAUAUUUCUUUGUUUGUUCUUUCUUUUCUUUUGUGACUUCGUUGCAACUGGCUCGGAAUUCAGAGGAGAAGCUGAGAUACUUCCUUCAGAGGAAGCGGUGGCGCUUAGGUUUCUUGCCUGUUCAUUCGUUUCCCAUUUCAUCUCCCUUUGCCUCUUUCUUGUCUUUCUUUGUUGCUCUUCCUCCUCGGCCAACAAUUUUUGUAUGUAUUCUUCACUCGCUUUGUGUUGCUGUUCUUCACGGGCCCGGCGCUCUGCCUCCAUCUUGUUCAUUUCCUGUUCAUAUUCUUUUCUCAGUUCUCCGGGUCUACUUAACACGCGAACUGGUUGGUAGUUAUCAACAACUUUCUCUGAUUCUUGCCCCGAAACUCUGAGUUUGCAUUCAUUUGGGUAGUGUUUUUGAAUUGUCUCCCACAGUUCCAUAUUGACAAGAGAAUUCCUUCGGGUAUGGUACCGAGUCCAUGAAGAUAUCCAGCGGCGACAGAAAGGACAGCAUAAAUUUGCCUUUUCGAUGGUUGACAGGAAGCAUGGCUUACACAGAGUGUGGUUACACGGAAGAGUUACAGGUUCUAUUAGAAUUUCCAGACAAAUCUGGCACUGGUAUUCCGACAAGGAAGGGAUGGCAUGUUUGGAUACAGCCAUUUCAAUCCGUUGACAAGGUCUUCUUAAUAGUAGCACAAAUAGUGGUCUCGCUCACGAGACCACAGCUCUGAGAAAAGUGCUGUUUCCGCCAAGAGGCCGGAACUUCCGUUUGACAGCAAUUGUUGGGCCAGAUCACGAAGCUCUGGCUUGGAGCUUUCUGGAAUUCUGUGCAGGGGCGGUGGGGGUGGCUCGCCCCACCCUGCUCUGCCUCUUCCCAGCAUGCCCCGCUGGCGUUCUGUCAGCCAUAGUUGAGAACUUAGAAACCAGUAGGAGUACUGCUUAGUGUCUAGAAUGAUUCGACCGGUGGAGGUUUGGAAAUUGCUUUGUGUUGAUGUACGAAAAUCACAGUUUUUCUUUAGGCAUUUGUUACCAAAUUCCUAGUUUGGUCUUAGAUAUUUCUUCAGUGUAUGUGGGCUUAGAUAUUUCUUCAGUGUAUGGUCUUUGAGGAUAGUGGGGUGUUGUUUACUUUGCAGUAUUGGGGAUUCAACACAGGGGUGCUCUACCACUGGGCUACAUCCCCAGCCCUUUACCCCUUUUACAUUUUUAGACAGGGUCUUACCAAGUUGCUAAAGCUGGGCUCGAAUUUGUGAUUCUCCUGCCUCAGCCUCCCGAGUCGCUGGGAUUACUGAUGUGUACCCUCACACUUGGUAUGCCGUUUACCUUUCUAAAGACGUUUGCCUGGUCCUGUGGCACAUGCCUGUAAUCUCAGCAUCUCCGGAAUCUGAGGCAGGAGGAUUGUAAGUUCAAGGUCUGCCCCAGCAACUUGGUACAACUGGUCUCAAAAUAAAAAGUAAAAAAAAGGAGGUUGGGGAUUUAGCUCAGUGGCAGAGUGCUUGCCUGGCAUGUGCAAGGCCCUGAGUUUGGUCCUCAGUCCUGAAAAAAAAUAAAAAGGCCUGGGAAUAUAGCUCAGUGGCAGAGUGCUCCUGGGAUCGAUUCCCAGUACCCCCUAACCUCCAAUAAAUAAAUAAUUAUAAAAAGGGCUAAGGAUGUACUUCAGUGGUGUUUUUGCCCUAGGAUUCAAUGCCCAAUACUACAAGCAAGUAAACAAACGAAACCAUAUUUGUUCUUCUGGAUGACUAGACUCACCUGGGAGGUUAUUUUGCUUUGUGUGGUAGUGCCUGGUAGUCAGCUGUGUUCAGCUGGGAGCUCAUAUUGGACUGGAACAUCUGGCCUCUCAGCCGGGGUGCCUUGGAUGGGUGAGGCUCUAUAGCCGGCUGUUUGGAUUAUUUAGCUGGAGGGGACUAAACGCAGCCAGAGAUUUGCAGGUUUUAACUACAUCAUCCCCCUGCCUCUCAAAAGCUUUUUGUGUGGAGGGAAUGAUCAAUGGUAUCACUAAAAUAGGCAAGGGUGAGUAUGGGGAAAAUGGCAUUGAUUGGAUGAUUGAGAAAUUGCUGUUAUGAAAAAUCUUCAAAAGAGUGAUGGUGUCUUGGGCUAGAUGGUGAGAGGCCAAGUCAUUGCAAGUCUUUGUUGGUCUUUCCUGUGUGAAUUCCUCACUGGUGCUAGCCAGAUGUUCUUUUAUAAAAGUUUUAUUGUCAAGUAAUUUUAGGAAGCCCUGUAUGUCUUAGUACUUCUUGGGUAUUUUAUAAUGCAUAUGAGUUUCCACAAGAUUGAAAGUAGGGCCCUAAGAAAACCUGCUUAACCUGACCUGGUGGCACACGCUAGUCACUCAGAAGACUGAGGCAGGAGGAUGACAAGUUCCAGCCCAGCCUGGGCAAUUUUGGUGAGACUGGCUCAAAAUAAAUCAAGUCUGGAAUAGUGGAGCACUCCUGUAAUCCCAGCAACCUGGGAGGCUGAAAACAGGAGGAUCACAAGUUUAAGGUCAACCUUAGCAUCUUAGCAAGACCCUCGGCAACUUAGCAAAACUUG